Messenger RNA from Paramecium octaurelia, 1401 nucleotides. NCBI's taxonomy places the organism in Eukaryota, Ciliophora, Oligohymenophorea, Peniculida, Parameciidae. The record is from the annotation of a GenBank genome assembly.
AUGAAUACUCUAGAUCAGGUAAUUGAGAAUAGCAUAAAAAUGGGUAAAUUUUAAAAUAUAGUACUCUGUAUUAUUUCAAUGAUUGAUUUUGCAGACGGAAUUGAGAAAACCUUGAUUGGGACUCUUUAAUCAAUAUUGAAAAACGAAUGGGAUUUAAAUGAUCUUGAUAUAUCACUAAUGACAAGUUUAUAUUUUAUAGGGAUUGUUUGUGGUACCUUAUUGUGUGCAUUCUAUGCAGAUCAUAUCGGCAGAGCGAAAACAUUACUAUACUCUAGUUUAUUAGCAUUUUUAUUACUUUUAUGGCAUAGUUUUGCACUAAGUUUUGAAGAAAUCGUCAUCUUAAGAUUUUGCUUUGGUGUAAUCUUUGGGACAACUAUCCCACUGGGACACGUUGUCAUAAGUGAAAUUGUACCAGCUAAAAUAAGAGGAUAAAUAAUGACAAUAGUUGCAACAGUAUUUAUUAUUGGAAAGAUUUAUUGUACAGGAUUGCAGAUGGUUUUUUUGGAUGACUACAAAUCAGGUCAUUGGAGAAUGUUAUUAAUUGUAAAUAGUAUUCCACUUUUUUUGUGUUUUGUCAGUUCUCUUAUCUAUUUAAGAGAGUCUCCAAGAUAUUACUUUACAAAAUAAAACUAUGAUCAAGGUUUCUUAGAAUUAGAACAUAUAGGAAAGGUAAACAAUGGAACAGCUUAUUAAUUGACAGACGAGUAAAAACAGGGUGUUCUGGAGCAAUAAUAAUAAAUAAAUUAAGAAUAAGAACCUAUUAAGACUGUAAAGUAUUUAUUUUCAAGAUAAUACAUCAAUUUUACAAUAAGAAUUUGGAUUGUAUUUAUGUUAACAUCUAUAAUUGAAACAACACUCUAUUAUUUAAUGCCUUUUUGGUUAGGAGAUACUUAGAAGGGAUUUAUGGCUUAAAUGUACAUGAUGCUUGCUGAAUUGAUGGCUGGAAUUGUCGUGUAUUUCAUAAUUGAUAGUAAAAAAACAGGAGGUCGAUCAAAAUUAGUCAUGAUCUUAUCAGUGAUGAUAUUUGUAGCUAGCGUCGUCUUAAUUAUCAUGUAAGAUCCUUUCCUUGUUUAUGGAUUAACAAUAAUCUCUUUUUUACUUAAAGUGAUGUUUACAGCAGAAAUGGUUAUUAUGAAUGAAAAUUAUACAACUUAAUAUCGGUCUAUGGGAGUAGGGAUGACACAAACAGUUGGCAAAUUUAUGGGUGUUAUUUCACCUUAUUUUAUUUAUCCUAUGUACUCAGAUGACCCCUAUUCUCCCUUUUAUUUAUACGCCGGCUGCAUGAUUGUUCUUGCUGUUUUGUCUGCUACUUUACCAUUUGAUAUGACUCAAGUCGAAUUGGAUAAUAUUGAAGUGUAUAAACAGAAAUAAAAUAAAAAAUCUCUAGUUAAUAGUGAAUGA